Molecule: messenger RNA, 1801 nt
Organism: Hyposmocoma kahamanoa
Lineage: Eukaryota; Metazoa; Arthropoda; Insecta; Lepidoptera; Cosmopterigidae
Gene: CLIP3
Product: venom protease-like
Exons: 8
Coding region: 37-1191 (384 amino acids)
Biological process (GO): proteolysis
Molecular function (GO): serine-type endopeptidase activity
Source: RefSeq, a predicted model, not a curated record
CCAGAAUACCAAUGUAACAUCAGUUACGAUAAAGAGAUGGCUUCAGCCGCUUGGCUUAUUUUACUUCUUGUUGGAGUCGUUGUUGCAAUCAGAGUGGACAGAUCGGAGUACAGAGACUUAUCAUGGAACACGUCGCUAAUAGACGCACACGUGGAUGGCAAUAGGAUGAAAAGGCAAAGCAGUAAUGACGACGCGCAGAUGAAAUGUUCGACCCCGGAUGGGCGGCAAGGGACCUGCAGACAUCUACGCUACUGUUCGCAACAAGUAUACAACAACGAUUUCGUCAAGUUCGUCAACUACCUCUGCGUGCUUAGCGACAAGUCAAUCGGUGCUUGCUGCCCGAUCCAAGAGAAUUCCUUCGCGCCAGAAGCACUGGCAGGGGAGUUGCCAGCCACUGCACCGCAAGAAGAGAACAACGAAGCUCUGAUUAGGAUCGAACGCGCUGAAAAUAGAGGAUGCGGAGUAAGCACCCGCGCAACGGGGAGACUGGUUGGCGCGCGGCCGGCGAAUAUACGGGACUGGCCAUGGAUGGCUUCUGUUACUCCAGAAGGCUUCUCGCAGUACUGCGGAGGAGUGCUUAUCACUGAUCGGCAUGUGCUUACUGCUGCGCAUUGCACUAGAAGGUGGAAAGCGGAUGAGCUAUUCGUCACUCUUGGGGAUUAUGACUUGGUGCGGUCUAACGACUCUCGUAGCUACAGCUUCAAAGUGAUCGAAAAGAGACAACACGAGUAUUACGAAGUUCCCAACUAUCACCAUGAUAUCGCCAUCUUGAAACUGCACCGUCCAGCCGUAUUCAACACUUAUGUCUGGCCGAUCUGCCUGCCGCCGCCAGGAAUGUCGCUCACCAACGAAACUGCUGUAGUUAUUGGGUGGGGUACGAAAAUGUACGGUGGUCCGCACAGCAACGUGCUGAUGGAGGUGGGGGUUCCGGUAUGGGAUCACGAGAAAUGCGUGAACUCCUUCGUCGAUUCUGUUUUCAACGAGACACUCUGCGCUGGUGGCUACGAGGGAGGCAAGGAUGCUUGUCAGGGUGAUAGCGGAGGUCCGUUAAUGUACCAGAUGUCAAGCGGGCGUUGGGCCGUGAUUGGCGUGGUCUCAUGGGGCAUCCGAUGCGGAGAGGCCUCUCACCCCGGCCUCUACGCGCGCGUCGACCGCUAUCUCCGAUGGAUCAUUGACAACGCGCAGUUCUAAUAGCGGGUCUACUUUCUAAAGCUGGUUAAGCUCUUAACACCCGUUUCUUCUGCUCACGAAUACUUACUGCCCACAAUACGCGUGCUCAGUACUGCUUGCGAAUUGACAGCCUUUACCAUUGGAUCUUUGAUAACACAAUCCUAAACGACGUCUUUUCGUCGUCUUAAAUGGUAUAUAAUAUAGUACUUGCGUUCAGUUACACGGAACACAAACAAUACUGAUUCUGCGAUCUCUUUUGUAAUACUAACCACAAACAUUUCAAACUAAUCAAGUAAUUGUUUCGUUUGUAAUGUGCUGGUGGAUCUGCCCCGAAUGCGCAAUAUCAAACCAGUUUCAUGGACGUCGUUAUUGCAACGUGGCGACCCAAUGUUGUUAAUGCAAACGUAGAAAAUGUACUUAGUUCCAUCCCGUAAACAGGCUGCAACAAAGUCAAUGGGUCAUACAUACCUUUAUUGCUUAAGAAAGCUAAUUUUACUCAAAGAAAACAUUAUUUUCUUUUUUUAAUAUGAAUAAAUGUAUUCGCAAAUUUUGAAGCUUACCGGAGCUGUUAAUUGAACGAGCUAAUAACUCACUAUUUUAUUGUACUAAUAGAUCGAGUCGAAGACAAGUC